Pollicipes pollicipes is the source of this 366-nucleotide messenger RNA. RefSeq names its product protein krueppel-like. Gene Ontology annotation, molecular function: RNA polymerase II cis-regulatory region sequence-specific DNA binding; DNA-binding transcription factor activity, RNA polymerase II-specific. The transcript has 2 exons. The coding region runs from base 1 to 366 and encodes 121 amino acids. The record is from RefSeq and is a predicted model, not a curated record. Gene Ontology annotation, biological process: regulation of transcription by RNA polymerase II. NCBI's taxonomy places the organism in Eukaryota, Metazoa, Arthropoda, Thecostraca, Pollicipedomorpha, Pollicipedidae.
AUGAACCGGCACACGGGCCAGCGGCCGCACCGCUGCCCCGACUGUCCGGCCGCCUUCGCCUCCCCCUCGACGCUGUUCAUGCACCGGCGCUUCCGCCACACGGGCGAGCGGCCGUACGCCUGCCACGUGUGCGAGCGCCACUUCGCCACGCGCGCCAUCCUUCUCGUGCACCGGCGCCGCCACACCGGCGAGCGGCCGUUCAGCUGCCCGCACUGCGCGCGCGCCUACACGAGCCGCAACGCGCUCAGCCAGCACGUGCGCUCGCACGCGCCCGCCGCGCUGGUGACGGAGAUCGUGGUGACUGUGAACAGGCGGGCGCACGCGAGCCUUCGGUCGUCGCCGUUCCUCGGCCACGCCCAAGCCUGA